Molecule: messenger RNA, 854 nt
Organism: Alnus glutinosa
Lineage: Eukaryota; Viridiplantae; Streptophyta; Magnoliopsida; Fagales; Betulaceae
Product: CASP-like protein 4D1
Exons: 3
Coding region: 57-557 (166 amino acids)
Source: RefSeq, a predicted model, not a curated record
UGAGCGAAUCACACAGCACAGGGCACUAGUUUUGAGUGUGUUUUGACGGAGGAUAUAUGGCAUCAUCAACAGCUUCUCGAGUUGCCAUUUUCAUAUUGAGAGUCCUUGUUUUCAUUCUCCUAUUGAUAUCUCUCAUUGUCCUUACCACCAAUGCAACAACAGCAGAUGUUGGCACUGAAGCGGUCAGAAUACACUUCAAUGAUAUUAGUGCCUACAGGUAUAUGCUUGCUGCGAUUGUCAUUGGAUUCGCAUACAGCCUCUUGCAACUUGCAUUCUCAACUUGUCAUCUUAUAUCGGGAAAUCACUUAAUAAGUGGGAAUGGAGGCAUUCUGCUUGACUUCUACGGUGAAAAGGUUAUAUCGUACCUAUUAGCUACAGGUGCUGCUGCAGGAUUUGGAGUUACAAAAGAUAUGAAGGAUUACUUUGAAGCAAAUGGGUUGUAUUUUGGCAAGUUUUACGAAAUGGCAUAUGCAUCAGCUAGCCUCCUUUUUCUCGCCUUCGUCUGCUCUGCUAUCUUGUCGGUUCUCUAUUCCUAUGCACUUCCGAAGAAAGUUUGAUUUUUCUGGCCGGGAAGGAAAAUCUACACCUGGCCGUGGUUGUUUCAUUAUCCUCUCUCUCUCUCUCUCUCUCUCUCUCUCUCUCUCUCUCUCUCUCUCUCUCUCUCUCUCUCUCAAUAGUGUUGAAAAAGCAUGCAUAUUUAUAAUAUUCUCCUUCAGUGGGCAUCGAUGUAGUUGAAGGGUCUGUCCUCUCCACUAGAGCAAACUCCCCACUCACAGCUAAUAAAUUAGCGCGGCCGGCUAUGGACUUGAAAUGUGUAUUUCUCUCUUAGAUGUGAAAUUUCCAAUUCUUAUCUC